Messenger RNA from Protobothrops mucrosquamatus (brown spotted pit viper), 590 nucleotides. Its product is annotated as Na(+)/H(+) exchange regulatory cofactor NHE-RF2-like. Gene Ontology annotation, cellular component: apical plasma membrane. The annotation marks the transcript as partial. The transcript is spliced from 3 exons. Gene Ontology annotation, molecular function: protein-membrane adaptor activity; protein binding. Gene Ontology annotation, biological process: protein localization to plasma membrane. The record is from RefSeq and is a predicted model, not a curated record. NCBI's taxonomy places the organism in Eukaryota, Metazoa, Chordata, Lepidosauria, Squamata, Viperidae.
CGCCGCGGAGCCCGGAGCGGCGGCCGGCCAUGGAGCAGGAGCGGAGCGCGCCCCGCCGCCAGCCGCGCCUCUGCCAGAUGCUGCGCGGCGAGCAGGGCUACGGCUUCCACCUGCACGGCGAGAAGGGCAAGAGCGGCCAGUUCAUCCGCAAGGUCGAGCCCGGCUCGCCGGCCGAAGCGGCGGGGCUGCGCGCCGGGGACCGCCUGCUCGAAGUCAACGGCGUCAACGUGGAGAAGGAGACGCACCACCAGGUUGUGCAGCGCAUCAAAGCAAUUGAAACCGAGACCCGGUUGCUGGUGGUGGACAAAGAGACCGAUGAGUAUUUCCGCAGUCUCCGCCUGACCUGCUCCGAGGAGGCGGGCUGGCCGGUCAUGGUGGCAAACCCUGAGGCACCACCAGGCAAAGGGCCCAAUUCCAGCAACGGAGACUCCUGGAAGGCUGCGGCCGAGCUGAGCAGCAGGAGCCUGAAAAGGCACAAGCACAGUUUAGGUUCGGAGAGUGGGAAGAAGGAGAGUGCCGAGACCCAAGCUGGACCUGCCGCAGCUCUACCCUCCUAUGACAGCGACGACGAAGGAGAGAAUGACCCGAUG